UCAAAUGUGAACCUUGUCGGUCGAUAUUGUCGAAACCUUUAGUUUAAACUUAUAAUCAAGUUAUAAAUAUCAUACAAUGUGUUUAUGAUUAGUUGGUAUCAGAAAAAAUAUCACAAUACCCAACACAAUUUCCAAAGUUAAUGUACAGUUGAAUUAUGGCGAGUUCAAUUAUCCUGGCUGGUCUCGGGAUGGCUGCAGUCGGUUUUGCUGGCCGAUACGUCUUAAAGCAGGUGCCUAAUGCCUCUGUGAAAUUUGCAGAAGCUGUUAAAAACUUGCCUAAAUUUGAUGCAGAAUCUUUAGCUACAUCAAAAUAUUAUAAAGGUGGAUUCGAACAGAAAAUGACAAAAAGAGAGGCAGCUUUAAUUUUGGGUGUGAGUCCUACAGCUAAUAAAUCCAAGAUAAGAGAUGCUCAUCGAAAAAUCAUGUUACUUAACCACCCAGAUCGAGGAGGAUCCCCACUCAUUGCUGCCAAGAUUAAUGAAGCCAAAGAUGUUCUGGAAAGUGGCAAAUCAUAACUUUGAAUACUACUUCAUAUACCACCUAUAAGUGUUAGGCUUUUCAGAAAGUAAUUAACAGAGGCCAAAAUUCGAUCUCAGCUCAUUAAUCCUUUUCUAGGCAUAGUAUAAUUUGACAUCAAGAGUGAUCUUUUCCAUUCAGUGUUUUUUUUUUCAAUUUCAUAUUCUAAGUACAAACUUCUCGGAUAUCAAGUGUUCCAUUCUUUUCUUUAUUGUAGAAAUAAGUAAUGGUUAAAAUUACUUUUCUAAUGUAGGUCAACCAGAGUCUAGCCUAGUUGGUAUUGACCCUGCCUGUGAAGCCAGUGGUCCUGGUCAGGGCAUUUCAUUUGGUUUCAGGUGUUUACUACUUAUUUUAAAGUAUUUGUAUAUUAUAUUUAUCUCUGUCUGAGUAUAUGUCAAAUUGAUUCAAAGAAAGUGCCUAAAUAUAUCCAUUAUGUUCCACAAUAUUUUUUUUAAGAAAAUCAAUCAUUCUGACCUCUGGUAAUUAUUUGAGUUAGACAUGAAUAUAUCCAGUAAGAGUAAACAUGUGGUACAAAUACUUUCUCAUGAAUGCUUCAGCAUUGUUGCUGCAGACAGUGAAUAUGUACUUUGUUGGAGAACCUAUAUAACAGUUUGUAGAUAUUCAUUUGUUUAUAUAUUUUAGUGUUCAAUGCAGAUUGCAUUUUAUAAAGGUGUGUUAUUAGAAUUAACAUCUGAAAUAAAUUCAAUAUCAACAUUGAA
This is a messenger RNA of Leguminivora glycinivorella, 1235 nucleotides long. Its product is annotated as mitochondrial import inner membrane translocase subunit TIM14. The record is from RefSeq and is a predicted model, not a curated record. Gene Ontology annotation, molecular function: ATPase activator activity. Gene Ontology annotation, biological process: protein import into mitochondrial matrix. Bases 156 to 515 code for a protein of 119 amino acids. The transcript has 3 exons. Gene Ontology annotation, cellular component: PAM complex, Tim23 associated import motor. Lineage: Eukaryota; Metazoa; Arthropoda; Insecta; Lepidoptera; Tortricidae.